CAUUACACGUGUGUCUGUAUCUUUAACAACUAGUAGUAGUACAUUUUAAAUACGAAAACAGUGUUUCGUAACUAAUCGGUACUUAUUUAAAGUAACCUAAAAGAUUUUGAAAUAAGUAUAUUUUUAAUAAAUUAUAUUUUAAACUGCUACGUAAAAUUUUAAACAGCUGUAGAUUAAAACGUUAACUUCGAUCUGAACGAAAUCAAUUUCCGGAUACUCAAAGAUAAUGUGUGGAAUUUGGGCAACAUUUGGAACUGACGGUGGCCUGAGUGCUACUUGCCUGAAAUGUUUUUCUGCAAUAGUACACCGCGGACCAGACGCAUGGCGAAUAGAACAAGAUGCAAGAGAAUCACUCAUUACACUUGGAUUCCAAAGGCUCGCUAUUGUUGAUGGUCUACAUGGUAUGCAGCCUAUGCGAUUACAUCGCUACCCUCGAUUAACCCUCAUCUGUAACGGCGAAAUAUACAACUGUAAACGACUUCAAGAUCAAUACAAUUUCCCAUAUGAAACAAACUGCGACGUCGAGGCAAUUAUUCACUGUUACGAGAACUUUGGCAUUACCGAUGCCGUUAAAAAACUGGACGGUGUGUUCGCUUUUUGCUUAGUCGAUGGAGAAAAAAGAAAAAUUUUCAUUGCUAGGGAUCCAUACGGCGUCAGACCACUAUUUAAGUUACAAGACAAUGAAAACGGUUUUAUGGCUAUUUGUUCGGAAGCCAAAGGUUUGAUUGGAUUAAAACAAAAGGCAAGCGAAACUUUCAGUUUAGGGCAAUUUCGUCCAGGACAUUUAGAAGAAUGGGAUAUAUUGGAGGGAGGUAAAGUGAAACUUAACAAAACGGAACAGUAUUUUACGCCUGGUACUCCUCCUCGCUUUGUACCAUUCGUAUCUGAAAAAGAAAUCUCAGAGUUAAGUAUUUAUGAAAAAACUGCUUAUUUAUUAGAAGCAGCUUGUAAGAAAAGAUUAAUGUCUGAUAGACGUAUAGGAUGUCUUCUUAGUGGAGGUUUAGAUUCUUCACUUAUUACUGCUUUAGUAGUAAAGUUAGCCAAAAUACACAAGCUGCCAUAUAAAAUACAAACAUUUGCGAUAGGCAUGGGAGAUUCUCCUGAUCUUAUUGCUGCACGCACAGUUGCAGAACACCUUGGAACUGAACACCAUGAAGUCAAAUUUGAUGAAAAUAAUGUAAAACACGAAUUAGAUAAUGUUAUAUAUCAUUUAGAAUCUUAUGACAUAACAACAAUACGAGCUAGCUUACCGAUGUAUCUUCUCGCAAAGUAUAUUAAAGAAAACACUGAUACGACUGUCGUAUUUAGUGGUGAAGGUGCAGAUGAAGUCGCUCAAGGUUAUAUUUACUUUAGAGACGCUCCAGAUGCUAAAGCUGCUCAUGAUGAAAGUAUACGUCUACUUUCAGAUAUAUAUUUAUACGACGGAUUAAGAGCAGAUAGAACAACAAGUGCAUUUAGUUUGGAACUCCGAGUACCAUUCUUAGAUAUUCAAUUUACUAACCAUUAUCUUAAUAUCGAACCUUCGUUACGCCAACCACAAAACGGUGUUGAAAAGCAUUUACUGCGUAACAGUUUUGCCAACAGCGGCCUGUUACCUGACUCAAUUUUAUUUAGGCACAAAGAGGCAUUUAGUGACGGCGUCGCUUCUGUGAAAAAGUCCUUAUUCACAACGAUUGAUGAAAUUAUUAAAGAAAGAUUACCAAAAGAAAUUCCUUGCUAUCCCGGAGUGCAACCCAAUACUUCUGAAUCAAAAUAUUACCGAUACAUAUUUGAAAAGUCUUUUACGGACCAACAUAACUUUACACCAUAUUACUGGAUGCCCAAAUGGGUGCAAGUGUCGGAUCCAUCAGCAAGAUUUAUCAAGCAUUAUGCAGCUUCGUAACAAUAUUAUAUAAAUAUUUCAGCUUAAUAUAGUUGCUGUACUAAUAUAUAAUUAUAUCUAAAUGUAGGUAUAACAUUUAUUUGAGUGUGAAAUUUAAUUAAUUUUCAAAUAUAUAAUUUAUCCUGUU
Messenger RNA from Nymphalis io (European peacock), 2009 nucleotides. RefSeq names its product asparagine synthetase [glutamine-hydrolyzing] (gene AsnS). Gene Ontology annotation, cellular component: cytosol. Bases 227 to 1882 code for a protein of 551 amino acids. Lineage: Eukaryota; Metazoa; Arthropoda; Insecta; Lepidoptera; Nymphalidae. The record is from RefSeq and is a predicted model, not a curated record. The transcript is spliced from 2 exons. Gene Ontology annotation, molecular function: asparagine synthase (glutamine-hydrolyzing) activity.